This is a messenger RNA of Vicia faba (fava bean), 351 nucleotides long. The record is from the annotation of a GenBank genome assembly. Lineage: Eukaryota; Viridiplantae; Streptophyta; Magnoliopsida; Fabales; Fabaceae.
AUGCAAUAUUUUCUGUUUUCACUGACUUAUAAGUUUCUAGAUUUGUGUCUUAAUAGCUUUUUUUACCUAUUUGAUACACUUGUUGCAAUGAAUUUGUAUGUAAAUGUGAGCACUUUUAGAUUUAGUCUAUGGAAGUACUUUACAAAAAUAAAGUGUGUUGGUGGCACGAGAAGUGACAAUUUUGAAAUAAAAGGCAAUAUGCCUGAAGUAAUUCUUAAUGGUUCAUAUAUGGUUACAUUUGUUGAAGAUUUCAAGAAACAGUUAGAUCUAAGUGUUAAAUAUCCAGUAUACCGCCGUUAUACCGGUAUUGCAUAUCGGAAUCUUGACUAUCCGAUACGAAAACAGGUAUAG